CUGAGGUGAUGGACAUAGGAGGUGGUCAUGGACUGGUGCCCUGGGACAGGGCUGGGGCAACACCAGGGACUGGGGUGAUCCCCAGGCACCCAGACCUCGUCUUGGGGGGAGCGGGUGCAUGGUCGGGGGCUGCUGUGGCUCCAGGCACCCCGGCACCACCUCUCACUGCCACAGAGGAGCUGGUGCGGCUGCACGGCGGCUCCAUCCCGGCCUGGGCACGGGCGCCAGAGGAGCGCGAGCAGCUCUGGUCCGCACGGCACAGCGCCUGGUUCGCCGCCCUGGCCCUGCGGCCCGGCUGCCAGGGCUACUCCACCGACGUCUGCGUGCCCAUCUCCCGCCUGCCCGGCGUCGUGGUGGAGACCCAGCAGGACCUGCGGGACGCCGGCCUCACCGGGCCCCUGGUGGGACACGUGGGCGAUGGCAACUUCCACUGCAUCCUCGUCUUCCGCCCCGAGGACCCGGACGAGGCCCGGCGCGUCCACGACUUCGCCGAGCGCCUGGGCAGGCGGGCGCUGGCAGCGGGCGGCACCUGCACUGGGGAGCACGGCGUGGGGCUGGGCAAGCGGGCGCUGCUGCGGGAGGAGCUGGGCCCCCAGGGGCUGGACACCAUGCGCCGCAUCAAGGCCGCGCUGGACCCCCACCACCUGAUGAACCCCGGCAAGGUGCUGUGAGCGCCCGCCAGCCCCCCCCAGCGCUCCCCAGGGAAGCACGCUGCACCCCCGGCUUGUUGGGGACUUGGGGCUCCGGCACCCCCCUGCGAUCCCCCGCUUCUCCAAGAAUGCCAGUGAAAUAAAAUAACAGUGAAUAUUUUAUUGAA
Oxyura jamaicensis (ruddy duck) is the source of this 817-nucleotide messenger RNA. RefSeq names its product probable D-lactate dehydrogenase, mitochondrial. The transcript is spliced from 4 exons. The coding region runs from base 9 to 671 and encodes 220 amino acids. Gene Ontology annotation, molecular function: D-lactate dehydrogenase (cytochrome) activity; flavin adenine dinucleotide binding; D-lactate dehydrogenase (NAD+) activity. Gene Ontology annotation, cellular component: mitochondrion. NCBI's taxonomy places the organism in Eukaryota, Metazoa, Chordata, Aves, Anseriformes, Anatidae. Gene Ontology annotation, biological process: lactate catabolic process. The record is from RefSeq and is a predicted model, not a curated record.